Messenger RNA from Python bivittatus (Burmese python), 1044 nucleotides. RefSeq lists its product as uncharacterized. Gene Ontology annotation, molecular function: sodium channel regulator activity. Gene Ontology annotation, cellular component: membrane. The record is from RefSeq and is a predicted model, not a curated record. Lineage: Eukaryota; Metazoa; Chordata; Lepidosauria; Squamata; Pythonidae. Gene Ontology annotation, biological process: regulation of sodium ion transmembrane transporter activity.
CCCAACGGUCUUUUGUCGAAGACUUUGGCUGGCUGACAACUCCAAACUGCCUUUACCGACAGCGGCACCAUGGCGCUCAUGUUUUGGGGAGUUUUUCUCCAGCAAGCUGCAAUAUCUUCAGCUGUCACAGUGAAAGAAGGAUCUGUUCCGCUGGGUGGAAAUCUCAUUGUCUUUGUCCUCUUUGCCCUUGCACAUCUCACAGCUCCUGUGGUUGCACAAGUUUCAGGAAGCCCAACGUUGAUAGUUCAGAAGGAAGAAGACGCAGAAGGAUCUCCAACCACAACAGAAUUCUUUCUGAGUACAGCAGGAGCAUUAACAAAUGAAACUCACAAUCCAGAAAAUGAGAAUGUAUCAACAGAAGAAAUGACAACUGUAACUGAAGUUGGCACAAGCUUUGUGGAGCUCACGAACACUCCAGGUACCACAUCUCAACUUCCAUCUGUUGACCAAGAAAAGACAACAGAUGCUGAGAUGAAUGAAUAUCAUGAUAAUCUUUUCUAUUAUGAUUAUUACUCCUUGCGCAAAUGGGGAUUAGUAGCUGCUGCCAUACUUUUCAUCUUGGGCAUUCUCAUUCUUACUUGUGGUAAACAUGGGAAAUUUCCAAGAUGCCGAGGGAAAAAGCGGGGAAGAGCAUAUAAUGUAUCCCUGGCUUGAAACCUCUUUGCCUGAAGCCUCUGAAGACUGCAUUGGGAAUGCUUUGGAUCAAUCAGGAGGCACCCUUUCCUAUGGUGAAGAAACGUUUGGUGUUCUCCCAAAACCGUCUCCCUGCCAUCUGACUCUCUGUUCGUCCUUAGUAUGAUCCUGCAACAUCAGUCCAUUUUUUUUGCCCUCUCCCUAAAUUAUCUUUUUGUUACAUUAAACUAGUUCCUUGGCACAACCACAAGAUCUGCAAAUUCAUUGUUCCUUUCUUUGCCUGCCUGAGAUCAAGAUUGUAUGGAUUAUGACCAUUGUUCUUGGUUGCUGAGCAAAGUCUCUGCCAAGAAGUCUCAAGUUCUGUUCUCUCAAUAAAUUUUUGGCGUGGUUUGUUGCUUCUAAGUUUCCUGA